Molecule: messenger RNA, 519 nt
Organism: Octopus bimaculoides (California two-spot octopus)
Lineage: Eukaryota; Metazoa; Mollusca; Cephalopoda; Octopoda; Octopodidae
Source: RefSeq, a predicted model, not a curated record
AUGUUGGUGCCAGACAUUUCACAGCUUCAUGAUCCGGCAUCGUACGUCGCCACACUUCGCACCUAUUUUUCUAAUCUUCCGCUCAUGGGUUCCUGGGACCAAUCUCCACCCUCAACUGUCCCAUCAGAUAUUGGCUCUCGAUUGCAUGUUUUUGUUCAGGAUGACACUGUCAAGGGACACCUUGUUUCUCCUUACAAAGGACCCUUUCGUGUGCUUUCUCGCACACCCAAAGUUUUUACAAUUGAUAUGAAUGGUCGUAUGGAGACUGUUUCUGUAGAUCGGCUUAGAAGAGCAUAUUUUGAGGUGUCAACAUCUUUCGAUGACACUGCUGCCACGCCCACCUUUGAACCUACACAUGCACCCUUGAAAAUACCAUCACCUACACAUAAACCUUUGACAACACCAUCACCUACAUCACCACCUGCAUCGUCACAACCUGCCUCGAGCAGACCCUAUGUCAUCAGGACUGGCCAAACUGUUCACUGGCCCAAGAAACUUGCAAAGACUAUUUAUAUUUGA